UGGAGGGCCGCAGGUGAAUGAAAGGGGGCGUGUCAGUACUCUCAGCUCGCUGGAGGUGGCUGGAACCCGGUGCCAGAGCUCCAGGCCCCUCCAGAGCAGCAGCGGCUGGGCUGAAGGAGAAAUGGAGGCACAGUCCUACUGCGCCAAGCUCUUGGGGGAGUUGAAUGAGCAGCGGAAACGAGACUUUUUCUGUGACUGCAGCAUCAUCGUGGAAGGGCGUAUCUUCAAGGCCCACAGGAACAUCCUAUUCGCCAACAGUGGCUACUUCCGAGCCCUACUCCUUCACUACAUCCAGGACAGCGGGCGGCACAGCACAGCUUCACUGGACAUCGUCACCUCCGACGCCUUCUCCACCAUUCUAGACUUCCUCUACUCUGGGAAGUUGGAUCUGUGUGGCGAGAACGUGAUCGAAGUCAUGUCAGCUGCCAGCUACCUGCAGAUGAAUGAGGUGGUCAACUUCUGUAAGACGUACAUCAGGUCGUCCCUGGACAUCUGCAGAAAGAUGGAGAAGGAGGCCGCUGUGGCUGCUGCAAUGGCUGCGGCGGCAGCUGCUGCUGCAGCUGCGGCUCAUCAGAUAGACAGUGAAAGUCCAAGUUCAGGACUGGAGGGGACUUCCUGUGGCACCAAAAGCUUUGCCUCCUCCUCAGUAGAUGGAGAAGGGAGUCUGGACUGUACACGAUCAUCUUGUGACGACUGCCAUCCCUUGGAGCUGGUGGCGAAAGACAGCCAGGGCUCUGGGGUCUCCGACAGUGACCUUUGUGUUGUGCCCAGACCGGUUGAACCUAAGUUAGAAUUCGAUGUUACCAGGGUGGAGGUGGAGGCUGACGAACAGCUACAGCAAUAUGCCGCCCCACUGGCCCAUAUGGAGGAAGGUCUGCCCAGUAACCAGGCCUUGGAUCUGACCUAUAGCAGCUACCACGUGAAGCAGUUCCUGGAGGCUCUCCUGCGCAACGGUGCUGUCCAGAGCAAAGAUGACUUGGAUUAUCACUCUUCUCGUGGCUUGGAGGGAAGACUGGAAGGUCCAGGAGUGGCCAUGAGUUCGGUGGUGGACGUUCAGAACGACUGGUAUAGAGAGGACUCAGGUGACGUGCUGGUGGUUCCUAUCAAGCUGCACAGGUGUCCCUUCUGCCCUUACACCGCCAAGCAGAAGGGCAUCCUCAAACGACACAUCCGCUCCCACACUGGCGAACGGCCGUACCCCUGCGAGACCUGCGGCAAGAGGUUCACCCGGCAGGAGCACCUUCGGAGUCACGCCCUGAGCGUCCACAGAUCCAGCCGUCCAAUUAUCUGCAAAGGUUGUCGACGAACCUUCACGAGCCACCUGUCCCAAGGACUGCGGCGCUUCGGGCUGUGUGACAGUUGCACCUGUGUCACAGACCCCCACGAGGAAGAUGACGACCUGAUGCCUGUCAACCUUAGCCUGGUGGAGGCUUCAUCUGAAAGCCACGAGAAGAGUGACACAGAUGACUGGCCCAUCUACAUAGAGUCUGGUGAGGAGAAUGACCCACCCGUGGAGGAUUCUGAUGACAAGCCACACAUUCGGCCCAACUUACCAGCCCCAGAGACACUUACGUAGCAGUGACUUGGUGGGCAGGUUUUAAGUGUUGUGGCUUGUUCUACUGUGAAAGCGACCAUUUGUCGAGUUCUAUGAGACUUGGGGAUCGUCUCCCCACAGUGUCGUUACACUUGGAUUUUUUGUUAGACGAAGGCUGGAUGUUAUGACUCAAAAAGACUGAUGGUGUUUUAGCAUGGAGUCUUAAGAAUUUUGUUGGCCUCUCCUUGGUACUGACUGAAUUGAGAUUGAGCCCCGAGACUUCCUAAUUUUCCUGCUGAGAAGCUGACUCUGGGCCGGAGAUAAAUAAGAAAACUCCCUGCUUAGCACUAUGCCGGUCUUUUACGUUCUUACAUCAUUACUUUCUUCUGAAGAGGUGGCAAGGGUAUCUUGUCAGAACCUCGGUCUUUCCCCUGCCAGGCUUCUUGAAACGAAUUCCACAUUUAAUUGUCUGGGAAUCUGCUUCGAUAAAAAGCAGCCGGGGCUAACUACGUGGUCAUAAAAGGUACUCCCUAAAUCUAAGACUGUAUGCCUAAAGGCUGGAGGAAGCUUUAUGCAGACAAACACUGACACAAAUUGCAAGUUUAUUCUGGGCCCCCUGCUUGCCCACCUGGAUCGAGUUAAGUUAAAUGAACCCCCAGAGAAAAGCCAGUGAGCCAGGGCAGAGUACUGCCCCUGUCUACUCUGCUAUUUGACAAUUCCGUACACACAAAUCCCCUAUUCUCAGAUUAUAAAGCAAGUCGUUUGGGCAAAAAUCAAAAGGCUGCUUAGUCAUUUCCCAGACAUGCAACCUGGAUAUGCACACCCUCGUGACAUUCCUGGGCAUGCGUGUCCCGCUGACAUCCUGCCACCUAGUUUAUGCCCAGACUUGAACUGCAGGGGAGACGUGCAUGCCUAACUCACAUUCAGGUUUUAGAAGACCACCUAGAAGGAAGGAGCUGGGUAGAGCAGGUUUCAGGCCGGUCUGCUUUUCACCCACUCUGCUGCCAAGUCACAACUGUAGCAAAGCAAGUUGAGUGUCUCUAAAGUAUCAAAGGACAGGAAAGACCAUGGAUGAAUGGUGCACUAGAAGGUAGUUCGCAGACUUUUCUUAAAAGCAUCUGAAAUGGACUUUAAAAGAAAUCUCUUGUCUUCCUUUACUUUUAAUACAGUUUCAAACAGCAGUGAAACCACCCAUCUCUCUGCCUCUUGAACAAUACCUAGUGAGAAUCAUUUAUAAACUGCCUUGUAUGUAUUGUCUUGUCAUUAAAGAAUGGAAGUUUU
This is a messenger RNA of Mus caroli (Ryukyu mouse), 2815 nucleotides long. RefSeq names its product zinc finger and BTB domain containing 8B (gene Zbtb8b). Gene Ontology annotation, biological process: regulation of transcription by RNA polymerase II. The record is from RefSeq and is a predicted model, not a curated record. Gene Ontology annotation, molecular function: RNA polymerase II cis-regulatory region sequence-specific DNA binding; DNA-binding transcription factor activity, RNA polymerase II-specific; protein binding. NCBI's taxonomy places the organism in Eukaryota, Metazoa, Chordata, Mammalia, Rodentia, Muridae.